This is a messenger RNA of Oncorhynchus masou masou (cherry salmon), 2945 nucleotides long. RefSeq names its product somatostatin receptor 1b (gene sstr1b). Gene Ontology annotation, biological process: cellular response to glucocorticoid stimulus; neuropeptide signaling pathway. Lineage: Eukaryota; Metazoa; Chordata; Actinopteri; Salmoniformes; Salmonidae. Bases 186 to 1292 code for a protein of 368 amino acids. The transcript has a single exon. Gene Ontology annotation, cellular component: plasma membrane; neuron projection. The record is from RefSeq and is a predicted model, not a curated record. Gene Ontology annotation, molecular function: somatostatin receptor activity; neuropeptide binding.
AUAGAGACUCAUAGAUUUAGCCGGUGGUAACUUGUGGGAAAAGACACCGGUUGGAAUGUGGUUUUAACCAAUCAGCAUUCAGGAUUAGACCCAGCCGUUGUAUAAAAAAUGAUAUACACAAAGUCAGAUCUUAACUCCCAGUAGGAGAAACCCAAAAUUGAGGUAAACUGGACAAAAUUGACAACAUGGCCGCCAAUGGGACCAGCAACUACCCAGCAUACCCCACCGACUUCCCCUACAACUCCAGCCUAGACUAUGAGGACUACGACCAGGAACCUGACACUAGCAAGAUCAUCAUCCCCUCCAUCUACGCCCUGGUCUGCUGCGUGGGUCUAACAGGCAACACCAUGGUUAUCUAUGUUAUCCUUAAGUACGCCAAGAUGAAAACCGCCACCAAUAUUUAUAUAUUGAAUCUGGCAAUUGCAGAUGAACUGUUUAUGUUGAGUGUGCCGUUUCUGGCGACAUCGGCGGCUGUACGUCAUUGGCCAUUUGGCUCGCUCAUGUGCCGUCUGGUGUUGAGCGUGGAUGGCAUUAACAUGUUUACGUCCAUCUUCUGUCUGACGGUGUUGAGCGUGGAUCGAUACGUGGCCGUGGUUCACCCUAUCAAGGCUGCCCGCUACCGCCGACCGACUGUUGCCAAAGUGGUCAACGUCUGCGUGUGGGGCCUCUCGCUCCUCGUCAUCCUCCCCAUUAUAAUUUUUGCCGACACGGUCCCGGCGCAGGACAGCGGUGUGGACUGUAACUUUCUGUGGCCUGAGGCAGCGUGGUCGGAGGCGUUCGUGGUCUACACCUUCCUGCUCGGCUUCCUGCUUCCUGUGGGUGCAAUCUGCCUCUGCUACUGCCUGAUGGUGGCGCGCAUGCGGGCGGUCGGGCUGAAAGCCGGUUGGCUGCAGCGGCGACGCUCUGAGAAAAAGAUCACACGGAUGGUGGUGUGUGUGGUGGCGGUUUUUGUCCUCUGCUGGAUGCCUUUCUACAUCGUCCAGCUGGUCAGUGUGUUCCACCACCCUCCCAACCCCAUGGUCACCCAGCUCUUCGUCAUCCUAAGUUAUGCCAACAGCGGCGCCAACCCGAUCCUCUAUGGCUUUGUGUCGGAUAACUUCCGCCGGUCGUUCCAGAGGAUUGUGUGUUUCCGUUGGUUGGAGUCUGGGCUGGACUGUGAACAGGUGGACUACCGUGCUGUAGCCCUGAAGAGACAGGCCACCAAUGGACAAAAAGACUUCCCUAAAGAAUGUCUGGCAUCUGAUAUGGUGUUCCGGAAUGGAACAUAUACCUCACGCACUACUACAUUGUGACAGGGACAAGGUGUUGUGGAUGGAACCCCACACUGAUAGUGAUAGGGAAGCAACAAAUGACAACGAAUAAAACCACACAUGAAUAAUGAUGGAGGCCAGUUUUGAUAAGGACCAAUUAAAAAUAUGAAAUAAAUUAUGUUCUCUCACUAUAUGCUGUGACCAUUAUACGAGCACUAUUUAAUUUCAUACCACAUUAUUGUUGAAUACUCGUUUCUGAUUGGCUGGAAGGGCAAUCUAGAAUGGGCAUUAAACAAGAUAUACGGGAUACCUAAUCAAGACGCAGUAUAAAGCACUGCACAUGCUACACAGUUACAGAAAGCUAAACUAGCAACCACACAACCCGAUUACUGGAUACAUUGUAAACGCAGGUCCAACGAGAACCUAGCUAGCUAGCAUUCAUUUGUUUUUGCAGAGACAUCUGAUGACCUAACGUGGUGAGUGAUGGAAUGAACAUGAAUUUCUAUGCUGUCAAAUCCACAUGUUUCUAGUUUGACCUGUUUUCAGGCACUGAUAUUGAAUUAGGUUGUCAUAUUGGCAGGUUUGCUAGCAACAAAUUAUUUAGCUAGCUUCUAGCCUUGUGUUUGAUAUGCAAUGCGAUCUCCUCGUAAAAAAAAAAAGGAAAAGUGCCCUUACGAGAAGGGAAACUUUUCUCUGCCAGGCAAAAUCACACAUCAUCAGCUCAUUGUUAUGGAUGUAUCCAAAUGAAUGUCAGUAGAAAACAGCUUAAACGCAAAUGUGGCUACUUUUAUGUUAAUUCUAGCUGCAGAUGUUGACGUGACUGUGUUAGCCGGGGUUGGCUAGCUAGAAAGCAAGGGAUAAGAACGUUAACAGACAGCAUGGAAAUAAAAAUAAAUACAAAUAACAAUGGGUCUUGUCCAUAGAUAUAGAACAAAAACAAUGAACAACAGUGAUAGAACUACGACCAGAUUUAGUGGAAAGAUGAAAGUAUGAAAUCACUUACCAAAAUGAGAACAUCAUGAUUGUUAUUUAUAUUGAUAAAUGUGUGCUUUAAUAUUGUUUGUUGGAAACUGUGGUAUAAGCGGGAUAAACUCCUCCGUUCUGUACAUUACCUCUGCCUCAUCCCGCUGCAUCAUCCAUUAUUUCCAAGGUAAUGUACAGAACGUCAGCGUUUAUCCCAGCGCAUAGCACAGGAGAAUGUACGCACAAAAUGGAGACUUUAGAUGUCAGUGUGUUAGUUGACUUAAAGCCAAGUCAGGACAACAACUUCCCGUAUUGAAGUGGUGCAGCUAUGACGAGUUCAUGAUUUUGACUUUGCAUCGGUCUUUUAGCUGGAGUUUACAGUACAUAUGUUUGUUUGACCUGUGUCUGCCUGUCUGUAAAUCUAUUGUAUCUGCUAUAUAUUAAAUAACUCAUUUAUUUGUUUAUUUAUUUGGGGGGGUUAUCAUAUUGUUUUAUUUAACUAGGCCAAACCCUGUGCUUGGCUUAAGUACAUGGACAAUAAUUGAAUAACUGACAGACUCAUUUGCCACCGAGGUCAAGUCUGAAUCAUUCUAGGGGUUAAAACGUAUUCAUGCCAAAAGUCUCUGAGUGUUGCUGUGUUCUCUGUUUCUUUCACUUUCUCAAACAAGCUCAGACAAGCUGCCCAAAGGGACAACUGUAAAUAGCCAAGCUGAAAUAAAUGUUCCAUUUGGA